AUGGGGGGCAAAUCUGCAAGCAAGGCCGCUUACUUCGAUAAGCUCAAGGGCCUCCUCGAUGAAUACAAGACCAUUUUCAUCGUCUCCGUCGACAAUGUCAGCUCCCAGCAGAUGCACGAGAUUCGUUUGAGUCUCCGUGGCGAGGGUGUCGUCCUUAUGGGAAAGAACACCAUGGUCCGCCGUGCUCUCAAGGGCUUCAUCGCCGAAAACCCUGAAUACGAGCGUCUCCUUCCUUUCGUCAAGGGCAACGUUGGUUUCAUCUUCACCAACGCCGACUUGAAGGGUGUCCGUACCAAGAUUCUCUCCAACCGUGUCGCCGCUCCCGCCCGUGCUGGUGCCGUUGCCCCUCUCGAUGUCUUCGUUCCUGCUGGUAACACUGGUAUGGAACCCGGUAAGACCUCUUUCUUCCAGGCUCUCGGUGUCCCCACCAAGAUUGCUCGUGGUACCAUUGAAAUUACCACCGAUCUCAAGCUUGUCGAGGCUGGCGCCAAGGUCGGUGCCUCCGAGGCCGUUCUUCUUAACAUGUUGAACAUCUCCCCCUUCACCUACGGUAUGUCCAUCACUCAGAUCUACGAUGAUGGCCAGACCUUCGGUGCCGAGGUUUUGGAUAUUGAGGACGAGCAACUCCUCAAGGCUCUCAGCUCUGCUAUUGCCACCAUCUCCACCAUCUCUUUGGCUACCUCCUACCCCACUCUUGCAUCCGUCAUGCACUCUCUUGUCAACAGCUACAAGAAGGUCUUGGCUGUUGCCAUUGAGACCGAGUUCAGCUGGCCCGAGAUUGAGGAGCUCAAGGACCGCAUUGCCAACCCUGAGGCAUACGCUUCUGCUGCUCCUGUUGCCGCUGCUGCCUCCAGCAGCGAAGCUGCCCCUGCCGCUGCUGAGGAGAAGGAGGAGUCCGAGGAGGAGUCUGGUGACGAAGGUUUCGGUGGUCUCUUCGACUAA
Messenger RNA from Talaromyces marneffei, 942 nucleotides. RefSeq lists its product as uncharacterized. The transcript is spliced from 4 exons. The record is from RefSeq and is a predicted model, not a curated record. The coding region runs from base 1 to 942 and encodes 313 amino acids. Gene Ontology annotation, biological process: cytoplasmic translation; ribosome biogenesis; ribosomal large subunit assembly. Gene Ontology annotation, cellular component: cytosolic large ribosomal subunit. Gene Ontology annotation, molecular function: structural constituent of ribosome; large ribosomal subunit rRNA binding. NCBI's taxonomy places the organism in Eukaryota, Fungi, Ascomycota, Eurotiomycetes, Eurotiales, Trichocomaceae.